GGCUCCAGGCACCUGAUCGCUGAUCGGCUUCUGUGCCGCUUCUCUCUCUGGGGGGGCGCACUCGCACCCCCGCCCCACAGCCUGUGUCUGAACUUCAAGGCUCGAGUCUCUAGGUACCUUAGGUAUCGCCCAUCGCCGCCAUCCCCAGGGCGUCUUGUCGUUCGAUCAUGACCCCAGUUCGUUAAGGUAUUGUCCAAGUCCGGGGUUCUAGCCGGAGAUGCACUCGACGUAGCAACACAUAGACUAAGGCAGCUGGCACAUUUCUCACUUGAAACAAUUGUCAGGAGUGACAACUUAUAAUAGCUCUCCUCCGCUCUGUUCUUCCCCCAACGGUUUUCCCGUUUCCUCCUCCCAUCAAUAGACUAGUUCAAGUACGGAUUACUAUUACCGAGUUACAUCUAACUUGCCUUACCUCACCUUACCUUACCUUGCCUCACCUGCCACCCUUGCCGAGACCUAAACAGACGCAAACCUUCAUACAACCUUCUCCUCCUCUUCCUCCUUCACAAUGAUGCGUGUUCCUCGACAAUCCUUUUCCACUGCCGCCCGUAUCCAUCCCAACAUUGUUCCCCACCUUCGUCCCCAGAAGAGAAUGUCCUUUGGAAAGCUGGUCAAGCCCGUCGCGGCUGUUGUGGCUAUUGGUUACGGAGCAAAGCUAUCACUCGAAAUGGCCCAAAGACGACGUAUCGCUCAGAUGGAAGCCAUGGAGCGCGAGAAUGCCGCAUACCGGGAGCGAAAUGAGGCUCUCAUGAAUAUGUACGGUGAUCGAUCAAGUCUCGACGAACUCGAAAAGGCCGUUCAAUAUUACGAGAAACGAUAAAUGAAUCCAUCCAAGGACGAAACAAAGAAAAUCAGAAAAAACAAAACACCAAAGUCGGGCUUUACAACACCCUUCUCUCAUUUUAUUUGCUUGAAGCGACGGCGAUACCUCCCCCGGAGAUGUGUCGGAGUUUACUGGUAUGGCUUUCACGACCACCUAAAGCCUUGAAAUACUGCAUUGGAACGGCGUUUAAAGGAAUACCAUCUUGCUUGGGAUUAUUGUUUGAAAGGACAAUUCACCUGGUUGGCUUUCAGGGUCCAACAUUUAUCUCAUCAACACUAGACUGUUCGUCUACAGAUUUAUCUCACACGACCUAGGGACAGAUUUGCUGUAUGAAAGAUUACACUACACUGCAAUACACUACUUGGGUAUAGGAAUAUCCCAUUUUACAGGUCACAAUCAUUCUCUCAUUUACACACCAUGUCUUGUUCUUGUGUUCUUCCUCGAUUACCUGUUUUGUGUGUCGUCGCCCAGUCGCACAUGCUCACGCCUUGAAUUUUCACAUUCAACUCAACCCAAAACGUCAUGAGCCUCGCUGGAUCACAGGCCGAGGUUUCCCGGCGGCUAAUGAGCCCCGACCGAUCCCUCAACCAUCAGCACCCCCGAAGGCCCCACUCCCGACGACUUAGCCGGUCCCUGGCCCGAAGAACCCCUAUCAGCUCAGAGGAACACUUCCGAGGACAUUGUCUCUGACGUUGCCCAUGCGCGGUGAUUGAUGUCCAUUACGUCCUCGUUCAUCCCGGUGGUAAUCUUCCGCGAUUUCAUGCGACGACGAUACGAGAAGACUUUUUCGUCUGGGCCAGGUUGUUGAGUUUUAAGCCGAGAAAUACCUCAGUUCAAUGAGUAAGGGAAUUGAUUUGUUGCCGCGGAGGUGGUUGGAUAAAUCUGAUAAGAGAGAGUGUCGGAGAUGGGCCUGAAUAUCUAGGAAAUAAACAAACAAUAGCCAAGCAAUAAACAACAUGUCAACUGAAAAUCAGCCAGAUAGCAAACUAGUUAAAUGUGAAGUUUGAGUUUCAAAAUAAGGCACGCCAAUCAUAUCCCUU
This is a messenger RNA of Fusarium odoratissimum NRRL 54006, 1863 nucleotides long. RefSeq lists its product as uncharacterized. NCBI's taxonomy places the organism in Eukaryota, Fungi, Ascomycota, Sordariomycetes, Hypocreales, Nectriaceae. The record is from RefSeq and is a predicted model, not a curated record. The transcript is spliced from 2 exons. Bases 509 to 820 code for a protein of 103 amino acids.